Molecule: messenger RNA, 1702 nt
Organism: Periophthalmus magnuspinnatus
Lineage: Eukaryota; Metazoa; Chordata; Actinopteri; Gobiiformes; Gobiidae
Gene: mogat3b
Product: monoacylglycerol O-acyltransferase 3b
Exons: 9
Coding region: 460-1440 (326 amino acids)
Biological process (GO): triglyceride biosynthetic process
Cellular component (GO): endoplasmic reticulum membrane
Molecular function (GO): diacylglycerol O-acyltransferase activity
Source: RefSeq, a predicted model, not a curated record
ACAUCAAACAGAAAGCAGGAAGUGAUGGCUCUGAAUUGGCAAUGAAGAAAAACAUAUCUGGCUUUAAAUAUAUUGUGUAAUGUGUAUGGAUUUCUAAUAUCUCAGAAAUUAUAUCAGUUGUUUGCUUCUAGAUACAAAGCAGACCUACUCACCAUGAAAUGCAAGAUAACAUCUUAUGAGGGCAGUGACCAUUAAAGUCCAAAAUGCUCUUUUCCCACACAGAAAGUAGAAGACUCCGCACAGCUGCAUUUGGUUUAAAAAUGUCAUUAUGCCAGACAUCCUGGAACAUUACAUGAUUGUGUCAUAUUGUCAGUACAGUUACUUCUGAUAUUGCAAGAGUGUGUCAAAGUGUUGGGGGAGUGGAUCUGUUAUCACUGGUCUGGUCAAAGUACAUGCAGUGGUUGCCAUGAACUAGUGAGACUUCAUUCAAAUUCAUUGAAGAAGGAGACCACAGAAGAAAUGGCAAAGGAAAAAACGCAGUGGAAAGAGCUGUUAGAGGCCGUAAGUGUUCUUCAGUGGGUGCUCACGUUUCUUUUUCUAGGGUUGUCGUGCACUAUUUUGAGCAUAUUUCUCAUGUUUACAUCUCUGUGGGCACUGUCUGCAUUGUCCUUUAUGUGGCUGGUGAUGGACUGGCAUACUCCUGAAAAAGGUGGCAGGGGAACCAUGUUUGUAAGAAAGUGGAAGGUAUGGGAGCACUUCAGAGACUUUUUUCCAAUAAAGCUAAAAAAGACAGCAGAAUUGAGUCCAAGCAAAAAUUACAUUUUGGGUUGCCAUCCACACGGCAUUAUGAGUGCAGGAGCCUUUAGCUGCUUUUCCACAGAAAGCUGUGGGUUCACAGAGCUGUAUCCCGGUAUGCGCUCCCGCCUGGCCAUCCUGGCAGGUCUUUUUAGGAUCCCACUGUUAAGAGAAUAUAUCAUGUGUGCAGGCCUUUACCCUGUCAGCAAAGCCAGUCUCACACACCUCCUUUCGAAGAGUGGCAAAGGCAAUGCAGUUGUUAUUAUCAUAGGGGGCGCUGCCGAAUCACUGGCAUCGUCUCCUGGAGCCAAUACAGUGGUAAUAAAGCAGAGAAAAGGAUUUGUCAAAGUGGCCCUGGAGUUUGGGGCCGACCUGGUACCUGUGUACUCUUUUGGGGAGAAUGAACUUUUUCAGCAGGUGAUUUUCACCGAGGGCAGCAUUGGUCGAAAAUUACAAGAUCUGUUUAAAAAGGUCAUGGGCUUUGCCCCAUGUUUAUUUGUUGGUGAGAAAUUUGCCUUUCUUCCUUAUAGGAGGCCAGUUACUACAGUUGUGGGAAGUCCUAUUUCCGUGCCAAAGUGCAUGUCCCCCACAGACGAUGAAGUGGAUCAUUAUCACAAACUCUACAUGGAGGGUCUGACAAAGUUAUUUCAUGAGCAUAAAGUCAGCUGUGGCCUCUCAGAGAAUCACAAGCUCCUACUCAUUUGACUCAGUUCUGAUGUAAUGGACCAUACAAACACUGGACAUAUCUUAAUGUUGUUUCUAGAUGUUCUUGUACUUAAUUAUGUUGACCAAAUGUGUUGGUAAAGUAAAUUAUUGCCUGUAAACCAUCAAGUUUCUCUUUUCUAACAUUGCAGGUUGUUAGUUACACCAUUUCAAUGGUAAAGGAACCGGUGAUGUUUUCUGAUAGUAGUCAGAGCCCACUCAUAAUGCAACUGUAAGGGUAAAUGAAUUUCCACUUUCCAUUUUA